CGAAGCUUCAACCAUUUUAGAGAGAGAAAGGAAUAGCCAUUAACAAACCAAAACCAGAUCUUCGAUCUUCCUCUUCCUUUGGCCUUUUUUUUCCCUCCCCCGUCGCAUUUUCUCGAGAAAAACCACCACCUCCUGCUCCUCCUCCUCCUCCUUUUAUUUUCCCGAGAAAAUCCAUAUUCCCCCCGGCGGAAAAUUUGUUCUCUGCCUCCCUCGCAGAGAUUCUGAUCGACGAUCCCGCGGAUUAGGAAUUCGCGCGACGGUGCCUCUUUUUGUCCGUUUUCUGCGGAGGCGGCUCCGCCGGUGCAUCCGUUACCUCCGAGCCUCGCACUGUCGGUGCCUCCCUCUCUCGCUCUCUGUUGUUCUUCUUUAUGUUUUGGGGCGUAACGGAGAUGGGGAGAUCCGUACGGCCGUGGUUCGGCAUUGUUGAGUUUCAAUGCGGUUUCAGCUUUUACGAGCUUUCAAUGUCGCGUGAGAUGUAAAUGCUCGCAUCGGCCGUUCCGUACGCUCUGACUUCCUAACGACAGAGUCCUGCACAUGUGCGCUGCUGAGAUUGAGGCUUAAGGUUAAGCUGGUGAUUAUUAUAGUGGAUUGAGAUGUCAGAAGAAAUAGAAGGAAUGAGCGGUUAUGAUGACCUAAGAGAAAGAAGAACAGAUCCUGAGAAUGCCGAUGACGAAAGACGGAGAUCUAAAAUUGGGAGUCUUAAGAAGAAAGCUAUAAAUGCUUCGAACAAGUUCACUCAUUCCCUCAAGAAGAGAGGAAAAAGGAAAGUCGAUUACAGGGUACCAGCAGUUUCCAUAGAGGAUGUAAGAGAUGCAAAAGAGGAAGGUGCAGUUCUUCAAUUGCGUCAAAAGCUUCUUGACAGAGAUUUGUUGCCAUCUAGGCUUGAUGACUAUCAUACAUUGUUGAGGUUUCUGAAAGCUAGGGAUUUUAACAUUGAAAAAACAAUCCAAACAUGGGAGGAGAUGCUUAAUUGGAGGCAAGAAUAUGGAACAGAUACCAUCUUGGAGGAUUUUGAGUUUAAUGAGUUAGAAGAAGUCUUGCAAUAUUAUCCACAAGGGUACCAUGGCGUUGAUAAGGAGGGCAGGCCAGUGUACAUUGAAAGGCUGGGUAAAGCUCAUCCUAGUAAGCUCAUGCGUGUAACUACUAUUGAUCGAUACGCAAGAUAUCAUGUCCAAGAAUUUGAGAGGGCUCUACAGGAGAAAUUCCCAGCAUGUUCAAUCUCAGCAAAGAGGCGAAUAUAUUCAACGACAACUAUAUUGGAUGUACAAGGAUUGAGCAUGAAGAACUUCAGUCGAACUGCCGCAAGUCUUUUGGCUGCUUUGGCAAAAAUAGACAACAAUUACUACCCUGAGACUCUACAUCGCAUGUACAUUGUUAAUGCCGGUCCUGGCUUCAAGAAAAUGAUCUGGCCUGCAGCUCAGAAACUUCUUGACGAGAAGACAAUUGGAAAGAUACAUGUUUUGGACCCCAAAUCCUUACCUCGACUGCUUGAAGUUAUUGAUUCAAGCCAACUGCCUGACUUCUUGGGUGGUUCUUGCACCUGUUCCGGUGAAGGAGGAUGCCUUAGGUCUAACAAGGGUCCGUGGAAUGAUCCUGACAUAAUGAAGCUUGUGCGCAACGCGGAAGCAACAAUUGUGAAACAAAUUACCAGAGUUUCUGGCGAUCAAGAGAAAGUUGACUCUUAUAUUCAGAUACUCCCGUUGAAGGGUAGAGCUAGUGAUAUGUCAGCAGCUGAAUCGGGGUCAGAUGUAGAUGAUGCUUGUUCUCCAACACCACAAAGAAGUUCUAGGUUUCCUUGUUUGGACCCAGUGCAUGAAGAGGCAAGAAAAUCAGACUCGGAUGCCUAUUACAGCUGCCAUGAUAACUUCAUUUCAAUUAGGAAAGCCAGUGACAGUGAACAGGGCGUGGAAGCUGCUCAGGGUCUGCUGCUUAAAAGAAGUUUGUCUUGCAAGGACCAACAGACCUCAGAAGGGACUUCUGUUGUUCAUUGGUUAGGCAACAUCAGGGAAAAGUUGGAUGUCAGGAAUGUCCAGUGUGCAGCACGGAUACUGGUCUCAUUCAUGGUCAAACUUGUUGCAUUCUUCCGCCUUUUUGCAUCUAAAUUAGGGAGAAAGCGGAAUAGUGUUCAUCCGUCUAAUGUGAUUGAGAGCAACACAAACAGCCAACUGCAAGUUGUUGAUGAUAUAAAUGAAGAAGAUCGUCUCCUCCCAUGUAUAGAACGUCUUCAAAGACUAGAGAAAACAAUUGAGGAACUUAGCCAUAAGCCUGCAGAAAUUCCAUUGGAAAAGGAGAGAAUGCUUUUGGAAUCUCUGGACAGAAUAAAGUUGGUGGAGUUUGACCUUGAUGAAACAAAGAGAGUACUUCAUACUGCAGUGACGAAGCAACUUGAGAUCACUGAACGAUGGGAGAAUUUGCAGCAUUCGAAGUGUCGACAAAGAAGGUUCUUCUGUUAAAUGCUUGAAGACUCCACUGUGGAUACUGCAAAGAGUGCAGAUGAGAACACAGAAAAGUUGGUGCUUUGGUCCAUGAUAUUGGCUUUGCGAAGCCACUAUGGCACCCAACCCUCGCUUUUUGCUGUUAGGUUAUGCUCUAGUCAGCGAUGGAUGCCUGCUGCUUCAUGGAUGUCCUGCAGUUUCGACAUAGCAUAUGGAAGAAAGAAACACCUGAAAGAAAUUCUUUUUGUUGCACGGCACUAUGUUCGUGGCCACUUCGCUGGAACCAAAUGUAUAUCCGAGCAUUGUACAGUGGUGAAUGCUUAAUGGGAUAGAAGAGAAAAGUGGGUGACUGAUAGUAAAGUAAUUGCAGUCCCUUUGAUAUAGAGGAUUGCUUUUGAAAUUUUGUC
Messenger RNA from Rhodamnia argentea, 2842 nucleotides. RefSeq names its product phosphatidylinositol/phosphatidylcholine transfer protein SFH13-like. Bases 594 to 2453 code for a protein of 619 amino acids. NCBI's taxonomy places the organism in Eukaryota, Viridiplantae, Streptophyta, Magnoliopsida, Myrtales, Myrtaceae. The record is from RefSeq and is a predicted model, not a curated record. The transcript has 15 exons.